ACAAGCCCGGGCUGGGGCUGGGGCGGGGGCCGGGCAGCCUGGACGUAGAUGGGAAGAGCCGAUUCGUCGGCCGCUGCCGCAGGUGGCUGCGAGGAGGCCCGGAGCUGCCACCGGGUGGGGACCCGGCCGGGCUCCCCCUCCACCCUCCGGACGCGCCGCGACCGCGCGGACCGCGCUCUCUCCGCGACAGCCGGGCCUCGGCGCGCUCGGGUCCGGGACGCCGCCGGACACCUGUCGCCCGGGAGGCGUCGGGCGUUCCUCUCACGGCAGGAUCUGGAAAAUUUUUAUAUCAACUUUAACAAUACAUUGGAUACCUCCCCUACAAACCCAAGAGGAAAUGAUGAAAUGCUUUAAUUAUUAAAACUACGAUUGGAAUCAUGGCUACAACAUCGAAUCUGGAUAUGGGCACCCAGCUGAAAGUGGAAGAGUGUGCCAGCAGUUACAGUUUAGCUGGCAUGCCCGACAUUAAACUAGAGCAUUCACUGGACCCAACCGCAGAGGAAGGAUCAGCACAGGGCAUUGCCAUGGGAAUGAAGUUCAUACUGCCUAACCGAUUUGAUAUGAACGUGUGUUCUCGAUUCGUCAAGUCCUUAAAUGAAGAGGAUAGUAAAAAUAUUCAAGAUCAGGUUAACUCUGACCUGGAAGUGGCAUCUGUCCUAUUUAAAGCGGAGUGCAAUAUCCAUACAUCUCCUUCUCCGGGAAUUCAAGUAAGGCAUGUCUACACUCCCUCUACAACAAAGCACUUCUCACCUAUUAAACAGUCGACCACUUUGACCAACAAACACAGAGGAAAUGAGGUCUCAACCACACCUCUGUUAGCCAAUUCUCUGUCUGUUCACCAGUUGGCUGCUCAAGGAGAGAUGCUGUACCUGGCCACUCGUAUUGAACAAGAAAAUGUUAUCAAUCACACGGAUGAAGAAGGAUUUACUCCUCUGAUGUGGGCUGCAGCACACGGGCAGAUAGCUGUGGUAGAGUUUCUCCUUCAGAAUGGUGCUGAUCCACAACUCUUAGGAAAAGGCCGAGAAAGUGCACUAUCAUUGGCCUGUAGUAAAGGCUAUACAGACAUUGUCAAAAUGCUGCUUGACUGUGGAGUCGAUGUAAAUGAAUAUGAUUGGAAUGGAGGGACACCUUUGCUUUAUGCUGUACAUGGGAAUCACGUGAAAUGUGUAAAAAUGCUCUUAGAAAAUGGAGCUGACCCAACAAUUGAAACUGACUCUGGAUAUAAUUCUAUGGAUUUAGCUGUAGCCUUGGGCUAUAGAAGUGUUCAACAGGUUAUCGAGUCCCAUUUGUUGAAGCUGCUUCAGAAUAUCAAGGAGUAGACACAGUCAUCUGAAAGUGCUGUCUUCUCCUUUUGUUUACUUUUUGGCCCUUAAAAAUAAUUGUUUUGUUUACUUACAGAUUUUUUACCUCAGUUGCAAUAUUUACUGAUUUUUAGUAAGUUUUAAUAUUACUCUGAGUAAUUCACUGGUUUGUAAUAAAAUUAAUAUCAGUGCUUUUUUUAUAAAUGUUUUACUGUGUAUUUAAAAUUAUAAAUUAAUGUUUUGUGACUUGUAAAUUUUUAAAGUACAGAUAGUUAUUUGUCUUUGUAUCAAGUGAUGUAAUUUAACAUUUUCAGAAAUUAUUCUACCUAUUCAUCUUCACUUAUUUUAACUCAUUGACUUUAUAUAGGGUUUGCUAUAAGUCCAUAAAAGAAAAAAUUUGUUAUUGUUGAAUUUAAAAUGCACAGUGUGAUUGUUUACAAAAUUAUGUUAUAAAUAAAGUACUUUCUCUGUUA
This is a messenger RNA of Sorex araneus (European shrew), 1774 nucleotides long. It is a transcript of the gene ANKRA2, whose product is annotated as ankyrin repeat family A member 2. The record is from RefSeq and is a predicted model, not a curated record. The coding region runs from base 378 to 1319 and encodes 313 amino acids. Lineage: Eukaryota; Metazoa; Chordata; Mammalia; Eulipotyphla; Soricidae. Gene Ontology annotation, molecular function: protein binding. Gene Ontology annotation, biological process: regulation of gene expression. Gene Ontology annotation, cellular component: nucleus. The transcript has 9 exons.